AGUCAAGAUCUAACUCUGGCUGGGUUAAAGCGUAGCGUUCCAUUCCCAGAACGAGUGAAGCGAUCGGUUUCAAAUUUAAAUAUUCUUUAAUGCAACAAAACAACCGGCCGGGCAGUGGGCACCCAUUUCAAACGUAGUCUAGAACAUAACCAGUUUAUCGAGUGUGAUUUAAAUUCAAUAAAAGUUAAAAAAUGCCAAGUAAUGCGCCAAAUUUUAAAUCCCAAAACAACCAAUUUACAAAAUAUCAUUGAAAUAAGGGAAUACAUAUAUUUUUAAAGUGAUUUAUUUGCGAAAAAUAAAGAUUCAGUCCUUAAAGUGAAAUUUGAUAUCCUCGUUUUCAUAUUCGAGUCGAUUCCAAGACAACCUGAUUUGUUCUCUCUUCACUUAGAACCUGUUUAAGAUAUUGAAGUGAAUACCUAACAAGAUCUUUGCGAAGAAAAAUUAACUUGUAGAAAGGUAUACCUACCCCUGUCCUCUACAAGUUUUACCUAACCUACAAUACGGCUGCCGUUCUGUACAAAGAUUAAGAUUGUAUCUUAGAGAUGCAAUUCGUGGAAAAAAGAUCAUAUUUGUGAUUCUAUUGUAUGUUUGUCAAUAAAUUGAAAAAUUAAGUGAGUGUAAUUCGGUGCGUUGUCCAAGUUUAAGUGAGACGAGAGAUAUUAAUCUUCGGUUGUGUAAUCGAUGUUUAAGUGCAUUGACACUGUUUGUAUAUAAUUGAAAAAUUCAAUCAAUUAUAUGUUUAUUGUUUUUGAAAUCUACACGAUCACAAGAUAUUGAUACUGCGGGCACUUGUAAUCGAAUUUCGUUUCAUGUUUACGUGCACGUGUCUAUUUAAGUCGCUAAAUUCCAGAGUUUAAGCAAAUUUAUUUAAAAUUUAAAAUAAUUUUUCUGUUAAACCGGUAACGAAAGACGGAUCUUUACGUAAAUUAUACAAUUUCAUUGUAUAAGUACGAAAAUAUACCUACAUUGGAAUUACUAGGUCUUACCUACCUACACACAUUCUUUGGAUAAAUAGGAUAAAUACAUAUUUGAAAAAAGGUUUAAUAAUAAAAUGGAAAAAUACGCAGUAUCAGAGAGAUUGGUGAUAUAAUAUUUCCCACUGAAAUGUUUUAAAGGUCUAAUUCUGAAAAAAGUCACGUUACAAAAAUAUAAGUAAGAACAAAAAAAAAUGGCAGCUAAGCCAGAACAAGAUGUCACCGAUAAGGUGAAAAAUGGUGAUAACGAAAAAUAUAAUCAAAAAUUGGAUAGUAAUACUGAAACACUGCCACUUACAACAAAUAAAACAAAAACAGAAACUGAAUCAAUAGAUGCGGAAUCUGGAAAAAUUCGCAGAGGUCGAUUAUCAUUAGAUGCAUUAAUGCAACUUUCGCCAAGACGCCGUCUACUCUACAUUUUAACAGCCAGUUUAUGUGCCUUACUUCUAGUUAUAAUUAUUUUAAUGAUAGCCUUUUGGCCCGAAGUACCAUUCUACCUGAAAGCAGAACUUUGUGUGGAUAAGGAAUGCGUUUUAGCAAGUCAACAGAUUUUGCUGUGGUCAAAUAUUUCAUAUAAACCUUGCCAAGAAACAUAUAAAUGGGCAUGUGGAAAUUUCCGAAAAGAAUACGAAGAAAAUGAUUAUUUUGUGAUAAAAAAAGGAGAAUGGGAUUAUCAAACAUAUAACGAAUAUGAAGAACUGAGCGAAUUAAAUAGAUUCAUUUCAAUGCUGCCAACAUCUAGUCAAUCCUAUUCUGCAGAGUCCAUGAUAACAAGCUUGUAUAAGUCUUGUCGUGAAAUUGAUGCUCUGGAUAAAAGUCAGUCUAAUAUGCUACUGCGACAGGCGAUUAAAUCUGUUGAUGGUUGGCAAGCUCUUCGCGAUGGGAAUCGUCUCCAGUUUUGGGAAUACCGAAAGGCAUUGGUUUAUGCUCAAACACAUCAUGGAGUAUUUCCCUACUUUAAAAUGUCUGUAGAAAAUAGAUAUAAUGAACCUUAUGAUUAUAUUAUAACUCUUGAUGCUGGAGAUGUGGGACUUCCCGAUGAAUUUUUCUACAAUGUUGACAGCAGUGAUGAGGUUGUUGUUGCAUAUAAAAUGUUGCUUCGUGAUUUUGCCAUUAAUAUGGGAGUUGUGACUCAAGAAGCUGAACUUUUUGCCGAUGAAAUAUUUCACUACGAAAAACGUAUUGUAAAUAAUAUUCUAUCAGUACAAUCAUCUAGUCAAAGGAGACUCAAUGAAAUUAAAACGAUUCAAGAAAUUAAAGUUAUUGCUCCAUCGCUUCCGAUAUUUGAAUCACUACAAGCUAUAUUUCCGCAAAUCAAAAUCACAGACGAAACAGAGGUCUUAGUUCGUGAUUUGGAUGUCUUACAUGAGAUGUCAAUUGUUGUUUCAACAUCGGAUAAGAAGCCACUGAAUAAUUUCAUAAUUUGGUCCCUAGCAAGAAAGAUCUUACCACAUCUAUCAAAGGAAUAUCGAAUUCUUAUUGAGAAUUUCGAUAAUGCGGUUUAUGGAAAGACGGCAAGAUACCCUCGAUGGAUGGUCUGUGCAAAAAUAGUUCGUGACUGGCUGCCAUUUUCUGUAGAUGCCUUACGGGAAAACCCAGAUCUUCUUAAGUCAGAAAGUGAAAGUCAAGUAAAUCUCUAUCGACAAAAAACAUAUUCAUUUCCCAAUAAAACUUAUGGCAAUGAUGAGUUUAUGCAAUUGAUGUUCUACACACUUCGCAACCAAGUGGCAAGUUCAAUUUUAGAAGCUAACUGGAUUGAGCCUGCUUUGAAGACAUUCAUCCAUGACAAGUUAGCGUCAACAAGACUUCAAAUUGGAAUACCAACAGAAAUUCUUCAAACUAAAUCUUAUAUCGAUGAAUAUUAUAAAAGUUUGAUGUUGUAUAAUCUUUACUUUGUUGAGCAUUUAGAAUCAAUUUGGAAGUUUAGAAAACUAAGAUUGCAAGAUAAAUUAAAAUCACAAAGUAUCAUUGAUAUGAUCAUUUUGGACAUGUAUGCCACCGAUAAUGUUAAACCUAUUACCUACUCUACCACUCUGAAUAUGAUAUUAAUAUCAAAGCAUCUUUCACAAUCAAAAUAUUAUGACUAUAGAUAUCCAAUUCCGGUAAACUUCGCACGAGUUGGAGCAGACAUAGUUGAAAAACUCAUCGAAACAGUAUCCAUAUUUGAAAAUCAGUACCGAUUUAGUUCAAAAUCAUCAUCGGACUCCAUGGAAGAGAGUGUUUUUAAAAUAAAUGCACAUUGCAUGGAAGAUGUCACAGGCGAUAUUGAAUUAUCUGAAAAUGCCUUAAGUUCCUUCCAUACUAUAAUGAGUGCAGCAAGGAUAACAGCUAAGGCUCUGACAAGAUUUAUUGAAUCCAUAGAUGGUGCAGCUCCAAUUACUGGAGCUUCAAUAGAUCCAAGCUUGACUUAUGAAAACUUGCAGCUUACCAAUCGCAAGAGGCUUCCUGGACUACGAUCUUUAAAUGAAAAUGAACUAUUUACCCUAGCAUACAUGCAGAAGCAUUGUAGUACACCAAUUGCUGACAAGGACUAUGCCAGGAUAAAACCACAUGUUGAGAAAAAACUUGCAGAAAUGCAUUUAUUUAAUGCCACGUGGAGACACAUUCAAUUCCUACCAAGGUCUUCAAGUUGUUCUGUCAAUGAAAACACAUGCACAAAAAUAUUAUAGAAGUAAAUUAUUAUAAAAUUGGUCAGUUUUAAUAUUUAUAUUGAAAUUAACCUAAAAUGCCUACAAAAUGUUUUUAAGUUAUUAUUUAAAUAGUUUUAACGUAUUUAAAAAAAUAAAAUAAAAUUGUUAAUGUAUUCAUAAAAAAUGUCAUUCCCAACACAACUAAAGUCGCUACUAGUUCUUAAGAUGCCUUAAAUAAAAAAAAAUAGUGUAAGAAAUAAAUGGCCAUUUAUAAAAAAAUUAAGCAGACUGAAAUCCAAUUGGAAAAUUUAUUAAAAACAAAAAUAAAAUCUAGUUCUAACUACAAAA
This is a messenger RNA of Eupeodes corollae, 3952 nucleotides long. RefSeq names its product protein gone early (gene goe). NCBI's taxonomy places the organism in Eukaryota, Metazoa, Arthropoda, Insecta, Diptera, Syrphidae. Gene Ontology annotation, biological process: protein processing. Gene Ontology annotation, molecular function: metalloendopeptidase activity. The record is from RefSeq and is a predicted model, not a curated record. Gene Ontology annotation, cellular component: plasma membrane. The coding region runs from base 1169 to 3643 and encodes 824 amino acids. The transcript is spliced from 17 exons.